This is a messenger RNA of Lactuca saligna, 2694 nucleotides long. NCBI's taxonomy places the organism in Eukaryota, Viridiplantae, Streptophyta, Magnoliopsida, Asterales, Asteraceae. The record is from the annotation of a GenBank genome assembly.
CGACGACAGAACUAGUAAAUGAGGCUGAAGUGGGAUUGAAAAGAAAGAUUAGAGCUUGGAAAUUAUUAACGCGACAAAUUUCAUUCGAGGAGUUUCGCUUCGUAUAAGUUAUACCAGGGCACAAACCCCUUCGUGCAUUGGGGAGAAAAGAUCAGAGCAGCUUAGAAAUUAUAUUCAACAGAGUUUUGAUUCCAUGUUCAACGUCUAUACCGGGACGAAAGGGUCAAAGACCCCCACAGGUUAUGAACAAUAGCAGCAUCCAUGGUUUAAACAAGUUUCAAUUUGAAAAAGUCCACCAUAAUUGUGUGAGAAAAUUGCUCUAAUACGUGUGUAUCUUCUUCGAUUGAGACGAUUAAUAGUGCCACAACAAAAAGCUGAUCGAUCGAGUCUCUGGGCGUCUGGCUGUUAUACAUAUACAUGGCGGACAAAAAGCAGCUCAUAUUGGUGGUUGAAGGUACCGCCGCUCUAGGUCCUUACUGGCGCACUAUAGUCUCCGAUUACCUCGAAAAAGUUAUCAGGUCCUUCUGUGAUAGUGAGUCUUUGAAACCAUCUGGGACUAUUACCGAGCUGGCACUUAUAAUAUUCAAUGCUCACGGAUCUUUUAGCUCUUGCUUAGUACAAAGGAGUGGGUGGACAAGAAAUGUUGAUUACUUCUUUGAAUGGCUAUCAGCCAUUCACUUCACUGGUGGUGGUUUUUGUGAUGCUGCAAUUGCUGAAGGACUUGGUGAAGCUUUAAUGAUGUUUCCUCCCCAAAACAUAUCCCAAAAUCAACACAAUUUAGGUGUUCAAAGACAUUGCAUACUUGUAGCUGCAAGUAAUCCUUAUCCACUUCCAACACCAGUUUAUCGACCCCCAAUGCAAAAAAUAGAACCAACUGAUAACAAUGAAGCACAAUCAGAAAGUCGUUUAUCAGAUGCUGAAACUAUAGCUAAAGCAUUUGCUCAGUGUUCUGUUUCUUUAUCAGUUAUAUGCCCUAAACAGCUUCCGAAACUCAAAGCAGUCUAUAAUGCGGGAAAAAGGAACCCUUCCUCAGCUGAUCCUACAAUUGAUAUUGUGAAAAAUCCACAUUAUCUUGUACUCAUUUCAGAAACAUUCUUGGAGGCUCGUGCUGCUUUAAGUCGAUCAGGAAUUACGAAUUUGCCCUCUCAAAAUCCUAUAAAAGUAGAUUCAACUUCAAUUCCUCCUGUUUCAGCCCCUCCUCCAUCUUCAGUUCCACCAGCAAAUGGGCCCAUGAUGAAUAGACAAGCAGUUCCUGUAGGAAACAUUCCUCCUGCAACUGUGAAAGUCGAGCCAACAACGGUUACUUCAAUGCCACCUGUACCGAUACCUAUACCUGCACCAUCAUUCCAACACGUGCCAGCUGUCCCACGUCCUACACCACCAAUGCAAAUGUCAUCACCAUUAUCUGUUUCACAAGAAAUGUUAUCAAGUAAUGAUGGAAUCCAAGAUAUGAAGCCAAUUGUGAGUAAUAUACAGCCACCUAUGCGUCCAGCUGUCACUGUAAAUCAUAACAUUCUCAACAACUUAUCACAAGUAAGAAGCAUCAACCAAGCAGCCAUUGCUGGAGGAACAUCCAUGGUAAUACCAAAUCCCAUGGCUGUGCAUAUGUCCAACAUGAUAUCAAGCGGAAUGGCAUCCACAAUUCCCGUGAUCUCAUCUUCGCAAUCAGGGAUUCCAUCGAUGGUGGGGUCCGUGACCGCACAGGUGGCAUCGACUGUCCCUGGUUCUUUUGCUUCGGCUACAUCGAAUAUUUCACAACCGAUUCAAGGAAGCGUUGGAAUGGGUAAUUCCGUUCCGGGGAUGAGUCAAGGGACCAUUCCUGGGUCGCAAAUGGUGCAGAGUGGAAUGGGAAUGAGUCAGAAUAAUAUGAUGAGUGGUGUAGUAGGUGUAGGUCAAUCAGGUAGCGGAACCGGAACCGGAACUGGAACCGGAACCGGAACGGGAACCAUGACUGGAAUGGGAUCAAUGAUGCCGACUCCGGUGAUGACUCAGCAACAAGUACAAGGAAUGCAAUCUGGUGGUGCAUUGCAAUCAGCACAGUCAAAAUAUGUCAAAGUCUGGGAGGGGAAUUUAUCGGGUCAGAGACAAGGCCAGCCUGUAUUUAUUACAAGAUUAGAAGGGUACCGGAGUGCAUCGGCUUCAGAAUCGCUUGCAGCAAAUUGGCCACCAACAAUGCAAAUAGUGCGACUUAUAUCUCAAGAUCACAUGAACAACAAGCAAUAUGUGGGAAAAGCAGAUUUCCUAGUUUUUCGGGCAAUGAAUCAACAUGGAUUCCUCGGUCAACUGCAAGAAAAGAAGCUUUGUGCAGUGAUUCAGCUGCCUUCACAAACGCUUUUACUCUCUGUUUCUGAUAAAGCAUGUAGACUAAUUGGAAUGCUUUUCCCUGGGGACAUGGUGGUGUUUAAGCCACAGAUAUCGGGUCAACAACCACAACCACAACAGCUUCAACCGCAACAGCACCCGCAAAUGCAACAGCAACAGCAACAGCAACAGCAGCAACACCUGCAGCAGAUUCCGGCACAGGGGCAGCAACAGCAGCAGGCGGCACCACCACAACAGCAGCAGAUGGUGGGGACAGGGAUGAAUCAAGGGUAUGUUCAAGGUCCUGGAGGGAGGACACAAAUGGUGGUGUCUCAAGGACAGGUGUCAUCUCAAGGCCCACAAAGCAUGUCCAGUGGGAGCUUUAUUAACUAA